Messenger RNA from Galleria mellonella (greater wax moth), 1552 nucleotides. RefSeq lists its product as uncharacterized. The coding region runs from base 227 to 1402 and encodes 391 amino acids. Lineage: Eukaryota; Metazoa; Arthropoda; Insecta; Lepidoptera; Pyralidae. The transcript has 2 exons. The record is from RefSeq and is a predicted model, not a curated record.
UUAAAAUCCUAGAGAUCUUCAUUAAAAUAAAGUAAAUAUGAUAAAAAAUACAUAUAGUGACUUGAAAUAAUAUAAUCAUUUUGUAGUACUGUUUGACACGACUCACUAUCUAAAGUAUAAAUACACCUAAGAAAUAUUACAAACUGGUAGUUUGAAUAAAAUUAUAAGGGAUUGUGACAUCAAGAAGCAUUGUGAUGGUAAUAUUGAAAAAGAUGCAAAAAUAAAAAUGGGUGAACAAAGUGUCUCUGUGUCCUUAAAAGAAGCUAUAAAUAAUAUUAUAAAGAGAGAAAACUAUUCCACAUAUGAACUGAACAUUAAUAAUGUAGCACUGGAUGGUGGCAACUUUCUGGCAACACUGACUAAAGCUGAUAUAAAAGGAAAAGUUGCAGAUGUAAAUAAAGAAAUAAAUCUAUUUAUAAAAAAUGUAAUAAAAGGCGAUCUCAUAACAUAUUUGUCGGUGUCGAAUAUCCACAAUAGAGAAUUACUGGCGCAUAAUGAAUUUCUUAAAAUAUAUACUAAACUACAAGAGGAAGCCCAGAUACCUUUAGAAGAAAGAUAUGAAACAGUAAAAUGCUAUGAGGAGAGUACAUCAGAUUUUAUUAUUUUAGACAACUUACAGAAAAAAGGCUUCACAACUGUUAAUAGAUUGGAACCAGUCACUUUGCAUUAUGCAGAGACAGCUGUGAAGCAACUUGCAAAAUUUCAUGCAUUAUCUUUUGUAUUGAAAAAGAGAAUGCCGGAAUACUUUAAUGAGAAAAUUAAACCUCUCAGAGUAGUAAUGGAUUAUGACGAUGAAAACUGGCAGAAGCUUGUUAGAAAUACUAGCUAUGUAACAAUUAACAGUUUGCACGAUGAGAAUAUUAAAAAGAAGUUGGUAGAUGUAAUACCGAGGAUAAUUAAAAAAACUCCAGAAUACUAUUUAGAUACAACUACGGGUAUUCUAUGUCAUGGAGACUACAGAACUACUAAUCUUAUGGUGAAAAUAAAUAAUGGUGAAAUAACUAAUUUCAUUGCCAUCGACUACCAGUUCAUGCACUAUGGCAAUCCGCUCAACGAUUUGAUGUUCUUCAUCUUCACGGGAACUGACCAGCAAUUCAGGAAGAACCAUUUGGAGUAUAUCAAGAAUUUGUACCACGACACGUUGGGAACCUUCCUCAAAUACUUCAACAUGGAUGUGGAGAAUCUGUAUCCAAGGAAGGAUUACGAAAAGCUCUAUAGAAACAGGAUAGAAUCGGGUCUCUUAAUAGCUGUUUGGGUGCUGCCCUUUGUUUUUGCCUCUGAAGAGGACGCGCCCGUUUUUUCCAAAGAGUCUCCGUCUGAGAUACAGUUUAAUGUGAAUAAAAAUAUCAAAGAGAGGUGUAUGGGUAUCGUUGAAGAUUUUAUAGAAUGGGGCUAUCUAUAAUUAGUUAUAGGUACCUACAUAAUCAAUAAAACUCUUGUAUCAAACUUGGGCACAUAUAAACAAAUCUAUUAAAAACUACAAGCUUUUAUAACCAUUAGACUUCAUCAUCCGACUUUGGGUACCUCACAAGGUUUUAGUUUUUCUCAAGAC